This is a messenger RNA of Lucilia sericata (common green bottle fly), 6319 nucleotides long. Its product is annotated as DNA polymerase zeta catalytic subunit-like. Gene Ontology annotation, molecular function: nucleotide binding; DNA binding; DNA-directed DNA polymerase activity. Gene Ontology annotation, cellular component: nucleus; zeta DNA polymerase complex. The record is from RefSeq and is a predicted model, not a curated record. Lineage: Eukaryota; Metazoa; Arthropoda; Insecta; Diptera; Calliphoridae. Gene Ontology annotation, biological process: double-strand break repair via homologous recombination; translesion synthesis.
UUUUAUUAUUGUUGUGUGGCGCAAUUACAACGAAAAUUUACUUUCAACUAUUUCGCCAUAAUUGCUUUAAUUUUAUAUUAAAAGUGUGAAUUUUCUUUAAUACCAUGUAAUAAAAUUCCAUAAAAUGUCUGGAGCAGAAGGAAUAUUUUCCUUGCGUUUAGUUAUAGCAGAUUUUUAUAUGGAAAAGCCGGUACCAGGAUUGGAUGCUUGUUAUUCGGAAUUUCGUGGUAAAGAAAUAAAAAGGGUACCAGUUAUACGCAUAUUUGGUCCAAAUGCUCAGGGACAAAAAACCUGCCUGCAUGUGCAUGGUGUAUUUCCUUAUUUCUAUAUACCCUAUGAUCAAAAGGAUUUUGAGUCGCUAAAUAAGGCUAUCUAUCAAAUUGCUAUCAAUUUGGAUAAGGCCAUAAAUAUAUCGCUCAGCCAAGGUAGUUCCUCUGCUCAGCAUGUUUUUAAAAUACAACUGGUUAAGGGCAUACCAUUUUAUGGUUACCAUCGUUCUGAUCAUCAAUUUCUUAAAAUUUACAUGUUCAAUCCUCGCUUUAUACGAAGAGCGGCAAAUCUUCUACAAAAUGGUGCUAUUUUAAAUAAAAACUUUCAUCCUCAUGAGUCUCAUGUUCCAUAUAUUUUACAAUUUAUGAUUGAUUAUAAUUUAUAUGGCAUGAGUUUUUUACAUAUUCCUUUGGAAAUUGUGAAAUUUCGUCGCAGUGAUAAUGCUGAGUUGAUUCCAUUUCGGAAUCUUCAGGAAACACAAAUGCUAGAUGUAAAUAUUGUUAAAAAAAUAUCCUGCAGUACGUUGGAAAUUGAUAUUGGUUCUAAUUUUAUUUUGAAUCGUUUCCAAUUGAUUACUAAAACGAAUACAACACAUACAAAUCCGGGUAUUGAAUCUAUCUGGAAUGAUGAACGUUUAAGAAGACAAAAACUAGCGAAAAGUGUAGAGGAUGAUGAAGAGAAAUUGAAUGCGAUACCUCGACUUGAAAUACCAGCCACACAAGAACGACCCGAUGUCCAACCAACCGAAAGUGAAAUUUUCUAUCGUACAGCAUUAUUAAGUAAACUAUUAGCUAUGGAAACCUCCAUACUAGAGUCAACGCAAAUUUCAAAUCAAACUCUUAAUUCAAGUCUUAUUUCAAAUAUAACUCUUAAUCCCAGCAAUACAAGUUUAAAUAGCAAACAGCAGAAGAGAACAUUUAAUUACAAGAUAUUACAAAACUCCGUCUAUCCUGAAGAAUGUACACAAAAUGAUAAUUUAAUUAAUGCCUCAGUGAUACCAAAUCAUUUAAGCAAUAGCAGUAUAUUUGAGCAGAGUCUUAUGGUAAAAUCAAAUGAGACAAAAGAGCAGGAAAUAAUAAAAAUACCCGAAGAUGAAAGUGUUUUUCUGGAAGAUACUAUAGUCGAUGAAGAAUUGGUCUUAAGUUUAACACAACAACAAAAUCAAGCAGCUGAGGAGGAGCAUGUACCCAUGAAUGUUACUUUACGUGAGGAAGACAUGGAAUUAUUAGAUAUCUUACAACAAUUGGAAGAGAAUAAUGAAGAUAAAAUUGAUUUAGAUAGUAGUUUAGCGCCUAUGUCUCAAAUGCAUAAAAAUUUUGCUUUAUCACCUCAAGAAUUGGAUAAAGAAACCACAAAUGCUGCUUUGCAUAAACCCUCUGCCUACACUGAUUCUGAAGAUGAUCAAGAAAAUGAUGAUAAUAUACAUGAUUUUUCUAUAGCUUUAGAAAAUCUAGAUGAUUUAAUACUAAAACUAACACAAUCACAAAAACAACCACAUGCGCCUAAUGAAAAAUCUUCAUUGGAUGUUCCACAAGUAGAUGGAGCUGAUGAUUUGCUAAGAACUCCUACAAAGGCAGCAAAAACCGUGGCAGCUAACAAUAGGGGUACGCCGCCACAUACCCCCACUACUCCUAAAAAUAGACGUUUAACUAUGGGUUCUCCCUGUCGUUCUCCCAGAACACCUAAAACUGGACAUAAAUAUGCUGCUUUACCUUUAGUUUCUAUUGAUCGUUCUACGGGUAAAACCAAAGCUGUUAAUGACACUACACCUUUGAAACAGUCCUCGGGAGAACGAAACAGUUUGCCAAUGUUAUCUUUACGCAAAAAAUUAGCUUUGUCUGAUAUGCGCCGCAAAAGCAUAUCGGUCGAUACAGAUGUGGAGGAUCAGGUUACUGCUGUAGCCGAAAGUACCAGUUCCAAUCGAAGACGUUCCAAAAGAUUAGUUAAUUUAGAUAAAACUCAUGUCACAUGUGCCUUAACACCCCGACGAACAAAUGCAAAAUUACUUAAAGUUUAUAGUUUGGAUAAUAAGGAUAAUGAAAUUGGGGACGACGCACAAGAUACCCCCGAGGAAAGUGAAAAUAUCCAAGAUGAUAUAAAGAAAAAGGAAAUUUUAAAAAAGAAGAAAGAAUCACAUAUUCCAGUCGCUGUAAUAAGCAAUACAAAAGCCAAACAACCAAUUAGUUUAGAAGGGGAAAACCCGACAAAAACUGUAAACAAAAGAUGUUUGAAAGUAACUAGGAAAUUCACCAAAAAGCCGGACUUGGCGGUGGAUGUACCAAAUAACUUAGAAGAUGAAUUAAAAGAAACUGUUGCAAAUAACUUGGAAAUAGUGAAAGAAAUUGACUCUAAUAAGGAAACAGAUGAAGAAAUUGUUGACUCUGGUAAUGAGGGUGAAGUAGCCAUGAAAAAUUUACGUAAAACACCAAAUUUAAAGAGAUUAAGGCGUAGUUUUAUAGCAGCCAAUUCGGCAAAACGUAGAAAAAUAACUAGAUCUAGUACUAGCUCAUUAGUUAAUUCAUCAAAAUUUGAUUGUGCAACAGAUGAACGCAAACCUAAUGAAAUUGAGGAGGAAAAUCAUUUAAAAUUGAAAAAAUGUAAAGUGAGACUCAAGAAACUAACAGAAUCAGAAGAGCAGGAAAGUAAAAAUAGAACAGUUAAUACGAAAUCCGGAGAAAGCUAUGUCGAAACUUUAGGAAAUGUAAACGAUGGCUUAAAGUGUGAUAUGGAAUUAAAGAAAAUUCCAACCAAGUGUUCUGAUCUAACAAAUGAUCAGCAAAUUUCUACUAAAUUAGAAGAUUUAAGCAGUGCUCUAAAGUUGCAUUUCCAAUCAUCUGCAACUUCAAAAGCUGUACCGGAAACCAACCAUCCAAAACCGUCAUCAAUUGAAAUUAAGUAUAAAUCUCAAAAGGAAGAUAAAGAUGACACAACCAAUCGCAAUAUAGAAACUCGGAACAGCACGAUUUCACAAAAUCUAGAAGCCACUACUGAAAAUCUUACAAAAACUCCAUCGUUAGACAUUUUCCCUGAAUCCCAAAUCAAAGAAAGUUCAGAUGAAGAAAUCUUCGAAACUCCUUUAUUUGAUAUUCUUUCUAAGUCUCCAAAUAAACAAUAUCCCAAAUUUAAAAGGUUGGGUAGUAAAUCAAUAAGUCUACAAAGUCCAGUAAUAUUUACCCAGAAUUCUAGUCCAGUAUUACAAGCCCAAUCAAAAACAACCUCUAGAUCCAAUUCCUUACAAUUGGAAAGCUAUAUAACUAUAUCGUCUUCUUCGAGUAAUCAUUCCCUAAUAACAUCAGAAACGAAUAUAGUUUUAACUCCCCUAGAUUUACCUCCCAGCCGGGAAGAAGUGCUGAAAGGUUGUCGUAAGUUUCAACUACCAGAAUAUGAUUUCCAACAACCGUUCUACAGUAAUCCCGAUGAUAUCACCAAGCAUAAGGAACUUGGUUUCACCGUACUCCAAAUACCGGGUAAUAAACUAAAUGAUGUAGAAGAAUUCCAAAGUAUAUUGGGUACAGACGUCAAAGGUUUAACCUCCUGGAGACGUCAACAACUAAUAAAACUAGGGGGAGUAGAAAUGUUAAAUAAAUAUCGUAAUCCACAACGUAUACGUGAAUAUUUUGCCAAUCAAAAAUCGGUUAUUAUAACUCCCCAAAUAAAUGCUCCCACUAGACAAGAAGUUAAACUAUGGCUGAAAGCUAGGGAGUUGUUAAAAACUAAAGGAGAAGAAGUGGAAGACAUGAAAGUGAAAAACCUGGAAGAAGACAGUCCAAUUAAAGUACGACGACAAAUAACUAUGAUGUUGAAUGCUGGCGAUGCAGGCGAAGCAGACAGUGAUGAUGGUGAUAAUAGUUUGGACUGUUCUUCCAGAAGUCUAACGCUAACGCCUCUAACACCAGGAACACCAACCGGAAAUGAACAUUACAGCAAAGCAGAUGUUAAGAAAAGUUUUACACCUGUUACUAGGAAUUUGGAAAAAGUACCCUUAAAACUGGAUAGUUCCCUAAGAAAACGUAAAAAUUAUAGAAUUUUUCGGCGUGUUGCUCUAAAUAAACAACUUAAGGAGGCUUUCGAAAAGGAAGCAUCUAAAGAAAGCUCACAGGAGUUAGAAGCUAUAAAGGAUAGUCAAGGCAGUGUUAUAGCCAAUUCUCAAAAUAGUGAAACUAGUGUUAGUAGUGAAACUGCUCUGGCGGAAUUGGAACGUUCCUCUUUUAUGCAGCAGUUAAAGGAAGCCGAUGUUACCAUUGGUGGCUUUUCAGAGAAUUCCACUUUGAAUAAUACUUUUGGUUUUAAAGUGGCUUUGGAGAACCUGCAACAGGCCAAGGCAGAUGUAGAGUUCAAUUAUCUUACCAUUGUCACCUUGGAAGUGUUUGUGGCCACACGUGAUGAUUUAUUUCCCAAUCCUGAAAUGGACGAAAUACGUUGCCUAUUUUAUGCCAUAGAAAAUAGUAUACCCAACGAUCAUAUUGAUGUCGAUAAAAAAUUACCCCGCAAAGCUUGUGGCUAUAUAAUGGUACAUGAUUCUCGUGAUAUUGUUGCUAAGGAGGGUCGUAUUCAUGGCAUUGAUAAUGAUAUUGAAGUGACCAUUGUUCAAACUGAAGUUGAGGCUUUGGAAGCUCUAUUGGGUUUAUGUUCACGUUGGGAUCCUGACAUUUAUGCUGGCUAUGAAAUAGAAAUGUCUUCUUGGGGUUUUGUUAUUGAACGUGCCAAGUAUUUGUGUUUGAAUAUUGCACCUUUAUUGUCAAGAGUUCCAACACAGAAAGUUAGAGAAUUUGUGGAUGAAGAUCGAGAGUCGUUUACGGAUUUGGAUGUAGAGAUGAAACUUUGUGGUCGCAUUUUACUAGAUGUCUGGCGUCUGUUACGUUCGGAAAUUGCCUUGACCUCCUACACCUUCGAAAAUGUUAUGUAUCAUAUCAUGCACAAACGUUGUCCCUGGCAUAGUUAUCGCAAUUUAACCGAAUGGUUUUCUUCACCCUGUUCACGUUGGAUUGUCAUAGAAUAUUAUUUGGAAAGAGUACGAGGUACAUUGGCCCUAUUAGAUCAGCUUGAUUUAAUAGGACGUACAAGUGAAAUGGCUAAACUGAUAGGUAUACAAUUCUAUGAAGUUCUGUCGAGAGGAUCACAAUUUCGGGUGGAAAGUAUGAUGUUAAGAAUUGCUAAACCUAAAAAUUUGGUACCAUUAUCGCCUAGCGUCCAGCAGCGUGCCCAUAUGAGAGCUCCCGAAUAUUUGGCUUUAAUUAUGGAACCUCAAUCUCGCUUUUAUGCUGAUCCUUUAAUAGUUUUAGAUUUUCAAAGUUUAUAUCCUAGCAUGAUAAUAGCCUACAACUAUUGUUUCUCCACCUGUCUAGGAAGGGUAGAACAUUUGGGACAAUCGACACCAUUUGAGUUUGGUGCCUCACAAUUGCGUGUUUCUCCGGCUAUGUUGCGUAAAUUAGUGGAUCGUGAUCUCAUCACCAUUUCACCUUGUGGCGUGGUGUUUGUCAAAUCAGCGGUGCGUGAAGGUAUAUUACCGCGUAUGCUAACAGAAAUCCUCGAUACCCGUCAAAUGGUUAAACAAUCCAUGAAACUACAUAAAUCUAAUUCAGCCUUACAACGUAUUUUACACUCACGUCAAUUGGGUCUGAAACUAAUGGCUAAUGUUACUUAUGGUUAUACAGCUGCCAAUUUUAGUGGUCGUAUGCCAGCUGUAGAAGUAGGUGAUAGUGUAGUUUCGAAGGGCCGUGAAACUCUAGAGCGUGCCAUUAAAAUGGUGGAAGUCAAUGAUAAAUGGAAUGUUAGAGUUUACGGUGACACCGAUUCCAUGUUUGUUUUAGUGCCGGGACGUAAUCGUGAUGAAGCAUUUCGCAUUGGCGAGGAAAUUGCUGAGGCUGUAACAAAACAAAAUCCUCAUCCGGUUAAAUUGAAACUGGAAAAAGUCUACCAGCCCUGCAUAUUACAGACCAAAAAACGUUAUGUCGGUUAUAUGUAUGAGACCCCCGAUCAAAAGGAACCCGUUUAUGAAGCUAAAGGUAUUGAAACUGUUAGAAGAGAUGGCUGUCCAAUGGUAGCUAAG